Molecule: messenger RNA, 1038 nt
Organism: Felis catus (domestic cat)
Lineage: Eukaryota; Metazoa; Chordata; Mammalia; Carnivora; Felidae
Gene: SKA2
Product: spindle and kinetochore associated complex subunit 2
Exons: 4
Coding region: 109-549 (146 amino acids)
Biological process (GO): mitotic cell cycle; chromosome segregation; cell division
Cellular component (GO): outer kinetochore; spindle microtubule
Molecular function (GO): microtubule binding
Source: RefSeq, a predicted model, not a curated record
CCAAUGAGUGUGAGACGUUGAGUGACAGCUGUCCAAUAGGCACUCUCAGUGCUAGCACGGUUUGCGGCUUAAGCACUGCCGCGGUCUGAGGAAUGUCAACUAUUCAACAUGGAGGCGGAGGUCGAUAAGCUGGAACUGAUGUUCCAGAAAGCUGACUCUGAUCUGGAUUACAUUCAAUACAGGCUGGAAUAUGAAAUCAAGACUAAUCAUCCUGAUACAGCAGGCAAGAGAAAUCCAGUUACACUCUUAAAGGAAUUGUCAGCAAUAAAGUCUCGAUAUCAAACUUUGUAUGCCCGCUUUAAACCGAUUGGUAUAGAACAGAAAGAGAGUAAGAACCGCAUUUGUGCUACUGUCAAUAAGACGAUGACCAUGAUACAAGAACUACAAAAGCAAACAGAUGUGGAGCUGUCACCACUAACUAAAGAAGAGAAAACUGCAGCAGAGCAAUUAAAAUCUUUUGUUCAGACUUAUGAAGAAGUGGACUUGCAAAAGGGAAUUCUAAUGGAGAGGAGAUCCAUUCCAGAAAGAUUUAAGAAGAUGUCUUGUUAGCACUCGAUGACUAGAGGUGGGGGGAUGGAGAAGGAGAUUUGGCUUGGGUAACUGGAUAGUGAUGCCUUUCACAAGAGAAGGUCCUAUAAGAAGGGCAGAUAUUAUAUGAAUAAAGUUCAGCCAAAAACAUGGAAUGGGAAUAAAGGGAUUUAAAUGUAUGUAUGUACACACAGUCUUAUUAUUUCAGACAAGGAAGUCACGUAACACUAUUUUGCAUUUGUUUUUGUAUAAUUGGGAGAAAAUGGAUGUCCUGGCCUAUCAUAAAAGGAUAUUUAUGUACUAUUGGUCAGUAGAUAUGAAUGAGCAUGCUUUGGAAAUUAACGGAUAGAAAAAAUAUUUGUAUUAUAUUAUACAUUAUAUGUAUAUAAUUUUAUUUUUGAAAAGUUUUGAUUAUAGGUAAUGGUCACAUUAUUGGAGACUGCUAAUAUGUGACCUAAAAUCCUCCACAAAAGCUAACAUUAGUAAUAAUAAAUUGGCUUUUCUAUGACA